AUGGAAGACAGUCAACAAUUAUUAGAAGAAAUUGUUUUACCCGAUGAAAUUCAACGUUAUCGAACUGUUUAUGAAAAAGCUCGAGAAGCUAAUCAAAUAACAGACCAAAAUAAAUUUUCAUUUGCUUAUUGUCUUGUACGAAGUAAAGCUAAAGCUGAUGUACGUCAUGGCUUACAGUUAUUAAAAGAACUCUAUGAUUCAACAACGAAAGAUAGUGAUAAACGAGAUUAUUUAUAUUAUUUAGCACUUGGUAAUGCUCGAUUAAAUGAUUAUGAAACAGCAUUAAAAUUUCUUGAUGCUAUUCUACAUGUUCAACCUGGUAAUCAUCAAGCAAAAAAUCUUAAAGAUGAAGUUAACCGACGAAUGACACGCGAAGGAUAUAUCGGUGCUGGAAUUGCUGUAGGUGCAGGCGCACUUGUUAUUGGAGGUAUUGCUGCUGCUGCCAUUGCUCUUCUUAAGAAAUAA
This is a messenger RNA of Adineta steineri, 465 nucleotides long. The record is from the annotation of a GenBank genome assembly. Lineage: Eukaryota; Metazoa; Rotifera; Eurotatoria; Adinetida; Adinetidae.